Messenger RNA from Temnothorax curvispinosus, 8171 nucleotides. RefSeq lists its product as uncharacterized. The transcript is spliced from 6 exons. NCBI's taxonomy places the organism in Eukaryota, Metazoa, Arthropoda, Insecta, Hymenoptera, Formicidae. The record is from RefSeq and is a predicted model, not a curated record. Bases 588 to 1514 code for a protein of 308 amino acids.
CCGGCGCUCUGGCGUCGCGACGCCGACCCUCGUCGAGGGUGAGUCAGGUCGGUCGUUGCUUGGUGCCCGCGCCUUUCCGUCACGGUACGCGGCACAAUCGCACGGCGUACGUAUAGACGACGCGACGGCGCGAACGCGCGAUCGUCGGUCCCACCAUCUCGCCCUUCGUCCGGACUGCGCCUCCGUUGUACGAUUCGGAAAUCGCGCGCGCCAACCCUUCGCGAUCAAGCGAGGGAGUCUGGACACGCGCCGGCGGCGUGUCGCUUCGAACGACGACGACGAGGACGACGACGAGGGCCGCUAGAUCGCGAAAGACGCGGCGAGAUCCACGCGGGCAGAAGGGAGAGAGAUAGAGAAAAAGAGAGACAAAGAGGAAGAGAGCUACGGCGUCGGGUUCCGCGGCGGCGACUAUGCGCGUCAUCGAUCGCGCGCGCCUCCGCGAUCGGCUGGAGAUGUGAUACCGGAAGUAGGCCAGGCAGGGUUGACCUGCGUGGGCGUGCAGGCGACGUACGGGUUACAUGCGUGCGUGCCGUGCAUAGGCCGCAGGUGUGCCGCGUGGGCCCGCGGGGGGGCUAACAGUCGUAGAGAUGAGCGUCGCCGCGACGAUCUGCCCGUCGCCGGCGUACCCGACGUCAGGGACCAACCCCUGGUGCAGUACCACCGCCGCGCGACUGCUCUGCGUUGUCCUGGUCUCCUCCUGGAUUAUCCUCGAUCAGCCGGCUCUGGGUCUACCGGAUCGCUCGGAGCUGACGACCGCGGGAGACCUAUCCCGUAGGGGCAAGAGCAAAUUUGGCGAUGACUGUCGGGUAGACAUAGAUUGCGGCUUCGAUGGCUCUUAUUGUGAACCGAAGAAGAAAAAGUGCGCUUGCAAGGAAGAAUUUGAGGCUACGAACCAUAUCGACAAGUGCGGACACGCGGCGAAUGUGAACGAGUCCUGUUUUUUCCACGAGCAAUGCGAGGCGCGGGUGAUCCAAACGGAAUGUCGCGACGGCCGAUGCAUCUGUCUUUUCGAGAAGAUCCCGGUGAUCCAGGCGGACGGUGUAAUAACCUGCGUAGCCGAGGUCAAAGAGUCAACCAGCCUCCGGUACAUCGAUCCGGCGAUGAUCGGCAUUCUCGUUGCCAUGGCACUGAUGUUUGUCAUCAUCUGCGUCGUUCUUAGACUCUUCAGCAAGGCCCGCUGGCGAGAGAACCGCACUAUCUUUAAUACACCCAACGCGCGACUGAUGAAUGUUUCGCUGCUGAGAGAGAACAAACUCUUACAUGAGAGACGCGGUUCGAGGGCGAGCGUACGAGCUCCGUCGAGGCAACCCUCGAUGGCGUCCUUGAGGGCCCACUCGCCGAACGCCUCGCAAGGGUCACGCACAGGAUCGCGACGUGGGAGCCACAACAGCAGCGGGAACGGUUCGGGCGCCUCGGUGAAAUCUCCGACUAACAAAUCUCCGAAUCAUACGAACAACGUCACCGAUCCGGUCCAGGAGAACGUCACCGUCGAGAUUCUCGACGCGAAGGCAUAAGCUAGGACCGUCUUAGCACAAAACGAUCCGAUCGACAACACAUUCCCGUUUGUCACUUACUUAGUCCCGCGUAGAUUAACGCGCGGCACUACAUCGUAUAGAUCGCCGUCCGUAAAUAAAUCUUCAACCCGCAUAUAUAAAUUGGCCCGCUUUGGUCUCCAAGUUUCCGUUCAGCGGCUGAGGAACGAAAAUUUCACGUUCGAUAAUGCAAAUAUCAUUGGUAAAUACUUCGCCUAGAUAAAUCGCGACGAAAUACCGACGACUCGAGCCUGACGUCGAGAUCUCGACGAGGUCGAGGUAUAAAUUAUCGGUAAUUGGGAUCGCCUAAGGACCUAUUGCCGCUGCUUUAACAGUAGCAGGAGAACCACACCCGGUUAGAUUAAUUACGAGGAGUCUUUUCAGCGCGUCUCUCUUUUGAUAUAAUUCGAUAGUCCUCUACGUAUCUAAUAUAGAAUAUAAUUGAAUGAUGUUCAUCAGAAUAUUGAUUUUUCUUUAAUUCUCUUAUUUUACCGAUGGGAUGCUAAAUCAGAAAGCCAUCUCAGAAAUAGAAAAGAAACAUAAACAUAGCUUAUUACAAGGUAGACAAGUAAACUCUCAGUAAUGGAAUGCCUAUAUAUUAUGCUGUUUUUAGCAAUAGCAGCUGUGACUAAAACUGAACGAUUAGCGAUCGUAUGACUACAUCAAGUAGUGAAUUAAUUUUUCGUAUUAGCUCGACAAGAUGUUAACGAGCUGUUUUGAGAACAGAGAAUUGUUUAGUAAAAAAGCGAUUCGGUACACAUGAUUCAAUACACUUAAGUUGCGAAAUAUCGUAGAAGAUAUUUCGAGAGAGACUCUAUUCGAGAAGAACGUUACUAAAAAGGAGAAAAAAUAAAUGGUGCGAUAGUACUUGAUGCUGAAAGAGAUGAAAAUUAUCAUAUCUCUUGAUACUGUGACAACAUAAUUCUAUUGCUCGUCCGACUAUUGAUGCGGUUUCUCGCCCGUUCACUUCGUGGUAGCUGUUUCAAUCGUUUGUGAAAUCAAAGCGCGCCGAUACCGUAACGUGACAAUGCACAAUUAUUGCGGCGAUGGACAAUUAUUGAAACACACCUGUAACGCGAACGCCUUUCGGACCAAGCGGUUUUAGCACCGCAUUCGAUCGUUUACCUGGAAUGCAUAUAACGUAUGGAACACACAAUUGGUAACCAUCGUACGCGAUACACGCUCUCAUAUAGAAUAUCCCUCGAGGGAUACAUCGAGAAGAAACAUAUAUGGUAAUACAACACAGUCCGUUAAGGAAGUUAUGAUGAAUAGCGAUUGCAAUUGACUAAAUUGUCGGGUCACAUAUAGCAGCCAGUUCUCAUUAUUAUUAAAAAAUGAAGCAAUGAUAGUUUUCUUCGACUAAUGUCGACCGGUCGGAUUCUCACAGUAUAUAGAUCACAUUAGGGAUUGAAGCGAGGACAAGUCAUUCACAGUGUCGAUGCGAUGAUCGGUACGAUCAGAUGCGCAUGCCUUUUCCCUGAAAGUUUUUUUUCGGUGUGUGACGCGGCGGCGUCGAGACGCGGCAGAGCGACGAUCGCGGGAUCAAUGAUUAAUCCUUUACAUCGAGAGAGCGAUGCUGCGACUCGAUUGGCUCGCGACAAGCCAACGCGAAAGGGACCAGAAAGGAAAGCGCGAUGCACGUUUUUGGAGGUGCGAAAUUGAGGAGCGAGGUGCGUUGCCGAAUUCGCUGAGACGGUGCCAUCACGCGGCGGUGAUUAAGAAUGUAUCUGACGAAUAUUAAGCCACAUACAAUCAAAAGCGUAGCAUUGAAUAAUAAUAAUUGUAUCAAUUAAAUAGAAUUAAUCAGAGCACGAGUAGACAUUUCCUCGAGAUGCGCACAGAUUUCUCAUAGACCGAGAAGAAAGAGAAUGUUUGCGAAUAAGAAUUUUCCCUUACAAUUAGAGAAACGUCUUAAAAUUCAAAAGUUUUUCUUACUUUUCUGUCUCUUUCUAUUUUAGAGAGUUUAUUGUAAUAUCUACAUUAAAUGACAGAUAAAACUAAGAUACAUUAGGAAAAAAAAGAAUUCCUUUUAAAGAAGUGUAUAUUUUAUUUUUUUGCAAGAUAUAUACUAUGUAUUAUUAGAGAAAUCAAAGAAAUUGCAAGAUUCAGAAAGCUCUAAGGAUUUUUAGAAAAACUUUAUUUGAGGAAUGUUAUUCAAAUUUUCCACCUCUUUUGAAAACCUGUAGGUUGCCGUUUUACGGCGCCCGAUAGAAAUCCGUAUGAGGCACUACGUGCAUUUCUAUAUCGAGUUCAACGGCGAAGGAAAAUCGUAGAAUGACCAAUAGACACAUAUAUUUCUAUAGUUUGUUUCAUAUAUGUAUUGCGAUGACGUUUGACGUCUAGAAUCAAUAUUCACCCGACAGAAUCGUCUCUUUUCGCAGCCAAAAAUUUAUCGCUAACGCCGAGCUCGACAGAAAUUAAAUAUGACCGGAAUUCGAAGUCCGACAUUCGUAUAUUGAUAAUAAAUUUGAUUCAUUGAACAGGCAGAUGAAAAUGUACAUCGAGCUCGACGUAACAUCGGCAACGACUAGUGCUCGGAAAUUUACGGCUUUCUCCUCAUUGGUGACAAGAAGCAAGAGAAAGAGGGGUUGAAGUGAUAAAGAAUAUAUAUCUAUUAAAAAAUAUAAUUCUUUAAAGAAAGAGGCAUUAAAAAAUAAAUCUAGUUUGUAGCGGUCCAAAGAGUACGCAUAUAAUCCACAAGAAAUUGUAAGAUUUAGAGUAAGUAUUUUAGGAUCGUAUGGGAACGUUGCUAAUUAUUAAGCUUUGCCGUUCAUUAUCGCUUUUUUCCUCCUACAACUCCUCUCUUCUCUGCGAUAUGCGUCUCAAAUCUUGUCAGAUUUUGCUCACGCGACAUAUCUCGAUCGCUAGAAAAAUGCUUUUAGCUUGCUUCGUUGGAAAAAAAAAUAUAACAAUAUUGUAUCAUUGGUGAAUGUUGCGUGUGCACUUGUCAAGAGUUUAACGGAAAUUCGUUAAACUCUUAUGUCCGGUGUUAGGUGGAAAAGAAUCUCUUUGUGUAGAGUGACCAAAAAAAAGCGCGAUAUUAUAUACAAGUUUCGACACACAAAACACGCGACUUUAUACGAAUAUCUUAUUGUUAAUCGCACAAGAGUACAUCUCGGUAUCUCGAAAGCUUGCAAUGUCCGUAUGCGAUAGAAUUGUGAGGGCAGACGAGCAAUCGUAGCCCAGUACGAUUGUAUCUCAACAAUUUAGUGCCUGCGCUGUCGCGUUUCUAAAGAUAGAUCUAAAUUUAUCGACCAUUUAUUACGAGUACAGAAUAUAUAAAACAUAAACACAUAUAUAUAUAAAUAAAAAAAAAUAUAUAUAUAUACAUUUACAUGCAUACAUACGUAUUGUGCGAGAAAGAAUCUAUAAAAUAUAUUGAUAAAUGCGUGAAUACACGAUUAUUUAUGAAAGCUUGGCACUAUCUGCACUAUCUGUAGAUUACUUCUGUAACGCCUAGCGAUUGUCUCCACUCUGUGAUCCGUGUGCAAUAGCGUAGCUGCGAUUAUCCUCGCGAGCAUUAUCGUGAUUACAUUGUUAUCGUCACUAUUACUGUCACUACUAUUAUUACUGUUAUUAUUAUUAUUAUAUCAUCAUUAUAGUUGCUGUCGCUGUAAUUGUCGCUCGUACGAGGAGCGUCGAGCAAAACGACUCGCUUAGGAUAUUACCCGCCCCGCACCUGACAUCGUCCGCGUUUAAAUUCGUCACUACCGUGACACGCAUCCUACGACCAUCCGGUGGAUUCGCAUCCGCGCGCGGAUCGAAGAGCAAGCAUUAUUAUCACCGAUAUCACCGAUAGUACUUUUCACGCAGCGAUGAGGCCGAGGCACCGUCGCCGCGGGACUCACUAUAAGGGAUAAUGCGUGCGUGCGCGUGUAUGUGUACGUGAGAUGGCCAGAAUAUAAUAGAUAACGGCCAGAAUAUAAUCGUAUUUGCAGAUAAGAAUCUAGCGCGUAAGAUUGGGUGAUUUUAGCCGAUCGAAUCAUUGAAGUCACCGUCGAGAAAUCGGAACGAUCCAGAAACGAAAUUCGGGGAAGGUUUCCGUUCCAGGAUCGCGCGAUUUCGGGACACGACAUUCUUCUUCUAGACUCUACAGUAUUUAUAAAGUCUAAAACGCGAGAGUUAAUGAGCACACUUAUAUACACACGAUCCAUCGAUCGCGCAAAAUGAUCUGCACGAAAUCUGGGUGGAUUUUUCGAGCUUCAGGAUAAUUAUCUAUAUAGGGUAGUUGAGAGACGCUUCGACGAUGCGGAUAUAUUAUAUGAUAUUCUAAGUAUACUUUAAAUCCGAUAUCACUUAUCAAGAGUAUAUUCGCGAGCAAGUUCGCGCACAGACCUUUUUCUCCGCCCUUAAACAAAAGAAAGAAACGAAGAAAAGGAUGAAAAAAAAAGAGAGGGAGCAAAAUGGAACAAGCAGAGUGCCUAUUCUUUAUCACUCGAAGACGCUCGCUCACUUUUGUAAGUCUCUAAUUCUAACAAGUAAGGGAUUAAGUAACACUUUUUGCACACUUUACUCUACUAGAAGCUCGGUGGUAAAAGUAAAACACUUUCUAAUACUAGAUACUUUGUAACGUCGUAAGUUUAAGAUUUUCCUUACUGUUUGACGGAUCGAUUUGUUCGAUGAUAAACGAAUAAUAUGUACGAAUAUUACGUUAUUGAAUAAUAUGUAAUUACGACGUUCUUUUGUCAGAACUAUAAUUUCGUUUUAUACACAGUGUAUCUCACAUACCUAUAAGCAGGUAGUUUCGAUUUUAGUCAUCGGCUCCCAAGCAUUAUUAUUCGCUGAACAAUUUGUAGACGGGAGAAUAGGCUCUAGCGAGUUCAUAGCAUGCAUCUAAAAAGUUUUUUUGCAUCGCGCAUUAUCGCGUGCCAAACCGAUUCACUGCGCUAACAUUAAUCGACGGAUUCGUAACUGCUGAGGCAGUCACGCGAUCUUUUCAACGACCAAAUUAAUCGCAAUGAUGACUGUAGAUUAGAACGGUCGAGAUUUUUUUGAUAUCGUAACGAGGAAUAAAUGAUGGGUGUGAAUAAUACAAAGAGGAACGACGCCGUGAUCCAAAUAUGGGGAAGUGUUUGGAUCAUCGUCCGUUCCCUAAAAAAAAAAAAAUAUUUCACAAAAAGGGUCAAACGCGAAAAAAAUUUCAAACUAUAUGCAAAUAACCUGCUAUUGCUAAUUGACCAAUACAUAGUCGCGAUUAGGGAAAGGCCAUCGACUAUCAUAGAAAAGAUAACGUAUUAGGUUCUAACUAAAUAGGGCUAUAGGGCAUGCAAAAUUUGCAGAAUUUCAGAAUAACAUCUCCCUAUUUGAUAUUGAUUAGUUUCGAUCUAGUAUCUCACGAAUAUGCGUUUAGAGAUCACCAUGUCCCAAAAUUACGAUCACCGUCAAUGAUUCCCGUUCUACGAGGAAACGGCGAUGGAUAAUCAAUGCAUUUGGUACAAAUGACGAUUAUUUCAACGAUGAAUAUGCGAGCGCGAUCGUAUUUUUUAACGACAACCCUCGAGUACAAUGCGAGUAAUUUAAAUUAUAAUUUACCUAACGGAUUUUUUAGUAUCUUCGAACUCAGCACGAAUAUUGUUACCCAAAACCGUACUUCUACUUUACACAGUAAACGUUAAUUGUCGCGCGAUAUAUAUUAUAUCUUAUAAGACGACGAAGUAAGUUGUUUCUUCUUAUAUGUAACCAGCGAUAAGAUUUAAUCUAAGCGCUAAAACUGCUUGCUUUCAAGAGACUAUGCGGUAUAUGGUAUUAAUACUCUAUUAUUAAUUAAGCUUUUGCGGAUUGCUAAAGUUCAUCAUAUUAUAUAUAUCGUAAACUUUAUGCUUGCAUUUAUUAUUAUCCACGAGAUAGAUAGAACCAUUUCUGUCUGUCUUACCGUUGCUCGAGUAGCAGAUCGUCAACGGUACUCACGACACAUUGUGAUCUGAUCAUAGAGUAUAAAUUUUCAAUAAUACGCGUUUAAAAUGACAAAAAGAAAAGAAAAAAAUAUAUAUAAUACAUAUAUAUUGUUUUUGCAUACAUAUAUGCAAUUAAAUAUAUAUCAUAUGUAAUAUUUAAUAUAUAUUUAAUUGCAUCGAUGAUGCGUAGAUCUUUAAUCUAAGCGUAAAUGCUGAUUUAUGUGACGAGUAAGUCUAUGAAUAAGUUCUAUACUAUAACUAAUUACAUUAAUAAUCUAAGGAUAUCUACGUAGUGAUGGUUUUUAGACAGCAACUGAAAUCCCAAGGAACUCUCUGUUGAAAUCGCAUUGUAGGUAUCAUCGAAAAAUUGGUACCAGAGAUAAUUUGAAAGCGCGUCAAGCGCGAUAGCGUCGAUAGUAUGUUUAGAAGACACGGUAUGAGAUUGGGUGCGGGUGAAAUAUACGCGAGUCCCUCUUUCUCCAAUUUUCAGUAUUUUAUAAAGUCCGGUAUGUGCAAAAAUGAAGAUGGAUAUCGUCAAAUUACGUGAUCUACGUCGUAAUUACCUGUACUAACUUUAUUAUAGCGGCUUAGCGUACUUCGUAAUCUUUAUAUCAUACUUUUCAUAUUAUAUAGCUUACGACGAUCAAUAAUUAUAAUCUAAUAUACCAAAAAUGUAUCUAAAACUCAAUUAUAUUCUGAUUCUUCAAAUUCGUUUUAAUAAAAUCUUAAUACACUAUACAAGUCA